UUUCUAAACGGGGACAAACCCUCCAAACUAGACAGAACCAUGGGCAAUCACGGCUCCAACCUGGAUGAUAUCUUGGCAGAGGAUAUGCAUCAUUGGUACAAUAAGUUCAUGAGGGAGUCGCCCUCGGGCCUCAUCACUCUGUUUGAGCUCAAAGCCAUCCUGGGAUUGAGGGGCAUGACUGAGGAUGCCAACAGCUACGUGGACCAAGUCUUUUUCACUUUUGACAUGGAUGGGGAUGGCUAUAUAGACUUCGUGGAGUACAUUGCAGCCAUCAGUUUGCUGCUGAAGGGAGAGAUCAACCAGAAACUAAAGUGGUACUUCAAACUCUUUGACCAAGACGGCAACGGAAAGAUUGACAAGGACGAGUUGGAGACGAUCUUCUCGGCCAUCCAGGAUAUUACACGGAACCGUGAUAUCGAUCCAGAGGAGAUCGUUGCGCUCAUAUUUGAGAGAAUUGACGUGAAAGGAGAGGGUGAGAUGACCCUGGAGGAGUUUAUCGAGGGCGCCAAGGACCACGAAGACGUCAUGGAGAUGCUGAAGAACUUGAUGGACCUGACACCUGUUUUGGUCAUCAUUGUGGAGGGAAGACGGGCGAGCUAA
Messenger RNA from Lampris incognitus (smalleye Pacific opah), 600 nucleotides. RefSeq names its product guanylate cyclase activator 1d (gene guca1d). The record is from RefSeq and is a predicted model, not a curated record. NCBI's taxonomy places the organism in Eukaryota, Metazoa, Chordata, Actinopteri, Lampriformes, Lampridae. The transcript is spliced from 4 exons. Gene Ontology annotation, molecular function: calcium ion binding; calcium sensitive guanylate cyclase activator activity. Bases 40 to 600 code for a protein of 186 amino acids.